Molecule: messenger RNA, 3306 nt
Organism: Hylaeus volcanicus
Lineage: Eukaryota; Metazoa; Arthropoda; Insecta; Hymenoptera; Colletidae
Exons: 3
Coding region: 149-637 (162 amino acids)
Source: RefSeq, a predicted model, not a curated record
UUCAGUUAGUCGUCGAUCGACGUUGUAACGGUCUUAGACUAUCGAACGAUCGCCUAGUUUCGAGUGACGUCGACGGGAAAAGUGAAUAAUACGGAAGAAGCCGCAGUGUAGCAAUUAGCGAGUAACAAAGAAAACAGGAGGGCACAUAAUGGCACUAACGAUAGCGUUACCACUCUCUGGUCUGGAGCCUGAGCAGUUUUCCGGGCUAGGCGCAAGACUUUUGUACGAUCAUGGUUUUAGAAGUUUGGCCGCUUACGGACCGAUUUCUCCGAGCAACAGCAGCGAAUCGAGCGGAAUCUGCAGCCUGGUACCUUCCAUCGAAUCGACAACACCCCAACAAACGCCAGCCUCUUCCAGGCCGAGCACACCCAUCGAGGUACCUAUCAAAAAGCCAGAAAAGCCAAGCCUACCGAUCCGUGUUUAUCACAACGAACGGGACAUAUUGAACUUGGGUGCGAACAUCAGGGAACCGUUCUGGCAAAUGAGAAUACCGAUGAUGCCACGGUAUGAUUUCAGGAGCUUCAUGGAGAAUAGGUCUGUGUACUUUCGCCUGGGUGAAUUCGGCCUAAUCGAGGACUAUCCAAUGAGGACAUGCAAAGACUGCGGUUUCAGCGAGCCGUCGCCAUACCUGUUUUAAAACGUCAUCGACGAAAACUAUGACAUUGCGGACAACGAACUGUGAUAAACACCAAACAAGCGGCAACCGGCUUGAAACGAGUCCAGUGGGACGAAACCAAGAAGGAGCUUAGCAAAUUUCGAAUUCGUACUCUUAGAAAGUAAAUAACAGCGAAACGAACGAUAAUCAUCCACGUGUACAUAGAGCGAUACGACGAAUUACGAAGGACUUUUCUCAUCGUCGGUAUCGCACUGACCAGAUGAUUGAUUGUUAGAGGUAAUCGACGCGAUUUUAUCGGAAUUUAAGGAUUUAUUCAUAUCAAUUCUUUUGCGAUGCAACUUUCAUGUUCCACGAUAAUCGCGUACCAGAUUGCCAAUUGCGGCGAUUUUCGCUCGUAUUUGACCAUUGCGUGAUAGUCGAUUAUCGAGUAGUCGGUCACGGGUCGCAGUGGUUGUUUCUCUUAUAAACUUUCUUUUUUUAAACGUUUUUCUUUGUUUUACACGCAAUUGAUGAAACGGAUUUUUGGCAUUUCUAAGAGGAAGUAACUAGCUCGUGCACCAACCAAGAUGUCUGUUCGAAGAAGUUGGCGCCUUGGUUGGUACAGAAGCUGGCGUCUUUCUGCUAGACGACGCGAACUUGUUCGACGCAUCGGACAAGUGUUAUGGAAUUAGAGCUCCUUUGCUAUGCAGUCUGUGCAUAAGCAGCGACUCUCUACCGAGAAUGUAGGAGCCUCACCGAGCGUUUAUUGUUAAACUAUUUAUAAGAACGCGUUCAUCGAGCGAUUCGAAGAGAAUAAAUUUCGAAGAUAAUCAUUUCACAAAACGUACGGGUUGAUAUCGUUACACCUAUACGUUGCAAAGGAUCCGAUUCGUAGGAGCAAUGAUCUGAAAGCAUCUUUAAUCACUUGCAGACAGGCAUUUUCGUGUAUGCAACAUGCUGUGCGCGGGAGACUAUUAAGUACACAAUAUAGAAUUGUGUACUCGAGAAAGUGUAAGAAGUCAUAACUGCAUUAUCAGUGUUGUUGGAGAAAAAUGUCAAAAGAAAAUGAAUGGUUCAAAGAGUACACUUUUGUUGUUAAUGCAAUAAUUCAUGUGCAUUGGAUAAUUGCAUUAUUCUUUUAAAUGGAAGUACAUAUAGUUUUUGCGUAGAUUGAAUCCUUUCAACAUUCUACGUAAAGAAGCAUUGAGAUAUAUGUAGUAGUCAAAAAUAGUUAAUUCACGAGAUAUUUUAAAUAAUUGUCUUUAUCGAAGAUAGUGUUCAAAUGCUUCUUUAUUAUAUUCUUCACAUUUUAUACAACGCUUUUGAAUUCUACAAAAUCUGUAGGAUUUGAAUAUAUAUUGCACGUAAUUCUAUAGAAAAAAUUGCUGAAGGAAGCUCGAAUCUGGCGAAUGGUCUAGCCAAGAGAUCGCGAUAGUUGUUUCAAUCAAUUCAUUGUCAUAUUUUAUAGAAAUUGUACGGCCACUCGUGAAUUACGCGCCAGUGCAUCAAUUUACUGGAAGAGAUCAAGAUUCGGUCUGUUUUCUAGUGAAAUAUCCUCGAAGAACAUCAUUACAAAAUUCAAAAAAUAUUCAUCUGCCAUAAAGAAUUUGAUAAAGAUAAUUAUUUAAAAUAUCUCGUGAACUAUUUAUUUUGUUACUCGUUUAUCUCAAUACUUUUUUACGUAGUGUAACAACAUGAUUCGAUUUAUGCAAAAGAGGUAUGUAAUUCCGUUAAAAAGAACAGUGCAAUUACGCAAUGCACAUGCACUGCUGCAUUCAUUGAAAAAAUGUGGUCAUGCGAUUAUGGUACAGUACCCUUCCAACGAUUCAUCAUCUUCUUUUGAUAUUUUUCUCUAACAGGACUGACCGUGGAGUUAUGAGUUGUUACGCUUACUUGGUCCAUCCUGUAUACACGCAGAUCGCCAAUAGGAGAUUACCGCACUUGAUCGACUGAUCGCAUAAAUGCAUCGAUCGUCGACAAAGAGUAAACUCUUUCGCUACGACAGUCUACUCCGCUCUUACUGAAUAGAACGCCGCUCCAAAAAGUUUCGACAAAGUGAAAUACAUAUAGACUAAGUGAAAUAAAGCGGUAUUUAUGAACACUGUAAGCGUAAAUGUAGACCGAGAGCGUGAAAGUAUGCACAGAGCAAUAAUUUCUGAAUGAAAAUUGAAACUGCAAGUCCAGAGUGAAUGUACGGCGUCUUGUAGAAGGCGAUUAUGAUCGCACGUCGUAACGAAAGGGUUAACAAUCUUGAUUUAAGCGUUCGAACAAUUACACGAGACUUUAGAGAACCGAUGCAUUCAGAAACGAACGAAUCGCUCGGUGCGAUUCGCGUGUCCGUACUUUCCCCUUUUUUUACGAGCUUUAUCGACGUCAAAGUGUAUCGAACGCCUCUUUCUGUCGAUAAUAAUCCAUUAAUCGACGUUAAGCUGGUAAUUCCAGCUGUGAAUUCCUUUCUUUUUUUUUCACGCGAGUAGAAUUAUUCACGGACAUUCUAUUAAAUACACCGCUCUGUGAGCAACGAUGUAGCGACCCAUUAUAAUAUUACGAACAAUCGACCAGUGCGCUAUAAUUAUAAUUGGCAUAUACAUUGUCACGAUAAAUGUAAUGCGCGCUCGCAGAGUAUUGUAAUAAUCGUAUCGAAGCCAUUUCGCUAGAGUCUUUACUGACCAUUGUUUAUAAACGGGCAAUAAACAAUAUUUUACAACGGG